This is a messenger RNA of Drosophila teissieri, 804 nucleotides long. Its product is annotated as cilia- and flagella-associated protein 298. The transcript has 4 exons. Lineage: Eukaryota; Metazoa; Arthropoda; Insecta; Diptera; Drosophilidae. The record is from RefSeq and is a predicted model, not a curated record. Bases 1 to 804 code for a protein of 267 amino acids. Gene Ontology annotation, biological process: regulation of cilium movement.
AUGGUGCUUCUUCAGGUGAAACGCGGAGACGAGGUUAUCUUCCUCUAUGAGACAAGUGUUAAGGAGAAGACCGAUACUGUGCUGCGCGAGCUUGUGGCUCUCCACAAUGGUCAACUCAAGAUUCAGCGUGUGUGCAUGGAGAUUGAGGAGCUGGGGGAACACGGAACCAUGGUACCGGGUGAAAUGAUUGGCCUGAACGAGGAACAGAGGGAGGAGCUCAAGCUUAAGGAUGUCUGGGCGGAUAAGUGCAUCCCGUCGGGUGGUUUCACUAUCAACAAGGAUCCGCUUCUCCGCCGAAAUGGACAGCAACCAACGGAGGCGAUGCAAAAGGUCCUGGCAGGUGCCAUAACCGACGCUAAGGCUAUGGUGGAUCGGCGCCUGGCUAAAUCCUCAAAGACACUGACCCUAAAGAUCGUUGAGGAGGCAUUGAACCUUCUGCGUGGUGCUGUCACUAUUGUGUAUCCCAUGCAGUUGCCGCCCCACGACACCAUACGCAUGGAGUUCACCAAUACCGAGGAUCUGACUGGCACUCAGGCCUCCAAGGAGGUCAUCGAACCUUCCAAGGCGCAGUUCUGGUUUGCAGGACGCCAGAUGCUGAUGGGGAAGCUCAUGAGUGACUACUUGGGUCAGAACGACAAAACCAAGGUGGUCGUGAAGCUGAAUCAAAUUGGUGAAGGACCGCCGGGACGCGAGGCCGUGAUCACCGAGCCCUUGCGUCGUCAGAUGAUGGCUGAGGCCUUCCGCCGCCAGGAGGAACUCAAGGCGCAUCUGCUGCAACGGUUAGAGCGGGGAUCGGGUAAAUAA